CAAUGACCUUGGUGGUAAGAGAAGACGUAGUGGUUCUAUCGAUUUUUCCGUAGCUGUUGCGAUCAUAUGACUUCAGAUUUGUUACGGUAGUGUUCUCGAUCUGUUGUAUUGUCAGGAUGUCCAUGUUUUCUGGAUUAACCAACCAAAUUUCUGGCUUCAUUGCCAAAGGCAAGGGUGAGGCACCCCCGGAGGGCGAAGUCAUCCCCCAACAAGAGAACGGUGAGGAGGUGAUGGCCGCUGUGGAGGGAGAAGAAGGUGCUGCCGCUCAAGGCUCCGGAGGCGUGUCCGGGUUGGCUCAAGGUCUCAUGAUGAAGGCUAUGAACGCCAAAGAUGGCUUUAAAGAAAAGGCCAGCACCUUCCAACCCCCCAAUCUGCAGGGCUUGGGCAACAAUCUAAUGCAAAAUGUGUCGAACUUCAUACCUGGCCGACGAGAAGAGGAGGUGCCCACACCGCCAGAGCCAAAUCCACCCACUGACAUGGGCGGGGAAGUUAUGGAGGGCGAGGAACAAGUUAUGGAAUAGGCCUCACAGCGGUGUCUUUAACUUCUGGAGCAACAAGAAACCCCAACAUCAUCUCCAUCAUCAGAAAAGUGAGUAGGAUUGCUCAUUCGAACAUCCAAAUGUCCUAGUUUAGCCACCUCCAUCAAACCUAUUCAACUGAUGUUCCCAUUCGUGGUUGGGAAGAAAGUCCUUCUCCUCCUAUGUCUCCUCCUUCACAACAAAACCCUCACCCAAAACAACUACAACCGUCAUCAUCAUCAUCAUCAUCAUCAUCAUCAUCAUCAUCAUCAUCAUCAUCAUCAUCACCACCACUACUACUACCACCACCACCACCACAACAACAACAACAACAACAACAAAAUUAACAACAACAGCAACAACAACGAUGAAAACAAUUAUUAAUGUUAAAGCGACCAAAUGUUGCUCAAACUAAACUUCAAUGUCAAGCAUUCAGGUCUUAUGACAGCUUCGAACAUCAAGCCAUUCUGCCAAAGAUGCAAGCCAAACAGGGACGAAGAAUAUGACUCAGUUCUUUCCUCUGGAGCAGCCGCUGAAGCAGAAUAUUUCCAUCUUUUCAUGCCUUUGGAGUCGUGUGAGGCAUCACUAACAUCGCGCCCUGUUUCAACAACCUUAGAAGUAAACGAUCUUGGUUUCAAACUGUUUCAUGUCAAUCAGUCUUUUGUCUCAACUUUAAUAAAUAUUUGAAUUUUUGCCUCAAA
This is a messenger RNA of Tigriopus californicus, 1219 nucleotides long. RefSeq lists its product as uncharacterized. The coding region runs from base 117 to 521 and encodes 134 amino acids. Lineage: Eukaryota; Metazoa; Arthropoda; Copepoda; Harpacticoida; Harpacticidae. The transcript has a single exon. The record is from RefSeq and is a predicted model, not a curated record.